CCCCCCCCCCCCCCGUCUUGCACGCGUGUGUGCAAGUCCUAAUCCGUGGUGCACGGCACCGAGACGCAGCCGUGGAGCUAGUCCGCGCAGCAUUCGGUGUUGAUCCCAGGCUUAGCUUUCUCGUCGCCCAGGGUUUCGAAGGUCAGGUGUGGUUUUUUGGAGUGGUGUGUUCGUUUUUUCGCAUCAGUGCGAUGCUGAGGGGCCGCGGGUUCAUCUGUAUGUUGGUGGUGGUCUAGACGGAGAAGAGGAGAGCCACUGGAAUACGAUAGUAUUUAUUUUUGUACUUGGACCCGAGGUCGUCUUGCGCCGAGUUUUUAUUGAGUGGCCUGGUUGCGUGGCGUGGUUGGUAGGGGUUUUGUUCCGGUUUUGCGGUCGAAGUGGGGAGGUCUUGAGCUUGGACGUGCUUCCUUACCGUGAAAAUGUGGCCUGCGGAUAGUAUUUGGGUUGGAGAAGAGGUCCUCGAUAAGGCGAGGGGGAAUGAAAGAGGACAGGAUGUGCACAUGGUUUGUGAGUGACUAGGUGGAGGCUAAGAUUUCGUCGUGAAGGCCGGCUUCUAGGUUUGGUAGUUUGUUUGUUUUUUAUUAUGAGCAUCACAAGGUGCUUGGAAUUUCAGGGGCAGGUGGCGGCAGGGAUUAGCCUUGGGGAGGCCCUUUUCGUGCUUCACGUUACGUUGUUCUGUGCGGAAAUCGCAGUUGAAAGUCUGCGCUGAUUUGCGUUGACCGUUGCGUCUUUUUGGCUUACCGGUUCUAAUGCCCUGCGAAGAAGAAGUUUCUAUUUGGUAGGUUGCUGUUUCAGCGUGCCUGCUGUGAGCACUUAGGGGACCCUAGGUACUUUUUGAAACUCGCAAUGCAGGAAUGCUCCUUGUGGAGUUCCGGGUGCGUUGGGAAGCUAUAAUUCUUCACCACUUUCUAUGUCAGGGUUUUGAGACUUCUACCAGGAAUUGGUAAGGUGAUAUUUUCGCGGUUACAAGCCACUCUACGUGUACACUACAUAGAAGUCAUCUCGACCACGGUAGGUUUCCGAGAGGUGCCCAAGGACUUUAUUGGCGCAGCUCAUCCUGUGAUCGGUAAUCUGAGAUUGUCGACAUAACUGGCUUGCUCCGAUAAGUAGCGAGAUGAAACGAGUAGAAAGCAAGAGGGAUUUAUUGGAGAGGUUAAUUGCAGCCCGUCGAAAGUAGAGUUAGACGCGUUUUUCGUUCAAAUACUCUUUGUUUGAAGCCUCUAUGCCUUGUCAUUGAGAAGAAAAUUGACUGCAAGUGGUGGUCAGUGUUGCGGCAAUGCAUUUAGACUUCGAGAUCAACUAUUUUUGUUAUUGCAAUAUUAUCAUUCUCGCACCGAGCAGCCUAACUUCGAGAGCAGAAUUGUAUACCGCCAUGGUCUAUUUUUCUAUAUAAAGGCCAAUUAUUCAACCAUACGCAGUAUACUAAAUAUAACAUUUACAACUUGACGUAACAAAGGUAUUUGCUAAGUCUUGGUAGGGCAAAGUCAGAGUCACAUAUUUUUUGCUAUAGUGAGCAAUGUUCGGGUUCCUCUUUAGCCCCAUACACUGACUGUACGGACAGAAGGUGCAGCAAUGUCUGCACUGGGGACAGUAAAGAGGGAAGAGGGGGCGGACGAUGUAUACGAACUCAGCUCCAGCAGUACCAACAGCGAUGAACCCAGAGACGGAGACGAACUGGGUAAGAGAGCCAGUCCACAGGAAAACCCUUGGAGUGAAGGCUUUGUGCAGAAGAAGCAGAAAGUAGAGCCUGUGGAUGAUCUACGAUUGAAUGCGUGGAGAUAUGAGGAUUUGAAGAAUCAUGCGCAUGGAGAUUCAGACCUUGGUCAAGAAUCGAAGAUUGUUUCACCGGUUGCUUUACCUUUUUUCCCUCAACCCUCUCUCGAUGAGUCUGCGCGGAAGACGCCCGAGUCUCGAACCUCCUGCAAACAGUUCUGGAAAGCUGGAGACUAUGAAGGGCAACAUGCCGUUGUCACGCAAAAAGCAGGUGCAAUUGAUCACGUUAGAGUCCAUCCGAAGUUUCUACACUCCAAUGCAACAAGCCAUAGAUGGGCUCUUGGAGCUGUUGCUGAACUAGUGGACAACGCUGUGGACGAGGUGUUGAAUGGCGCAUCGUUUGUUAAUGUUGAUGUGUCUUUACAUCCUAGAAAUCGUUCCCCAAUGCUCGUCAUUGAAGAUGAUGGCGGCGGGAUGACUCCUGAUCGCAUGCGUCAAUGCAUGUCCCUUGGAUACUCUGCUAAGAGCAAAGGUGCCAACACGAUCGGUCAAUAUGGAAAUGGUUUUAAGACUAGCACCAUGCGCCUUGCUGCUGAUGUUAUUGUCUUUUCUCGAUCUCGUGCAUCUAAUGGGCACAGAGCUACGCAGAGUAUUGGUAUGCUCUCUUUUACCUUUUUGAGACAAACUGGACAUGACGACAUAGUUGUUCCAAUGAUUGAUUAUGAAAUUGGAGAUGGCGAGGUGUGGAAAAUGUUGAGGACAACUUUGAACGAUUGGACUCACAACUUAGAAACAAUUCAGACUUGGUCUCCUUACGGUAGUGAGGAAGAGUUAUUUGACCAGUUUACAGGAAUGAAAGACCAUGGUACAAAAAUCGUCUUGUACAAUCUGUGGGAGGAUGACCAGGGUCAACUCGAGCUAGACUUCGACACAGAUCCUUCUGAUAUUCAAAUCAGGGGAGCGAAUCGUGAUGAGAAGAAAAUUCAAAUGGUUCAGCGGUUUCCGAACUCUAGACAUUUCCUCACUUAUCGUCACUCUUUGCGGAGUUAUGUCUCGAUUUUGUACUUGAAGAUGCCUCCUGGCUUUAAAAUCAUCCUCCGGGGACAGGAAGUUCAACAUCACAAUCUUACUGACGAUUUAAUGUUCACUCAAGAACUCACAUAUAGGCCACAAAGUGGGGCUGAGCAUGUUACAAAAGAAGCUGAUAUGGUGGCAGUUGUGACUAUUGGGUUUGUAAAGGAUGCUAAGGAUCAUGUUAACAUACAAGGUUUCAAUGUGUACCACAAAAACCGACUGAUUAAGCCAUUUUGGAAAAUUUGGAAUUGCACUGGUAGCGAUGGGCGAGGCAUAAUAGGAGUGCUUGAGGCCAACUUUGUUGAACCUGCUCAUGACAAGCAAGGCUUUGAGCGCACAACAGUUCUGUCACGCUUAGAGUCACGCUUGUUGCAAAUGCAGAAGAACUAUUGGGCAAAUAAUUGUCAUAAAGUGGGUUACGUAAGCAAAAGGAGUAAGAAGAAGAGUAUUCCACCCAUCUCUCUAUCCGGAGAAUGUGUUGUGAUUAGGGGGCAAGGUUCGACCAUGUCAUCUCCAAUUUCAGACCCCCAUGCUGACUUGCGCCUCUCUUUGCCAUCUAACUCAUUAAGUGAAGGUCGGAGAGGUGGAGGGGUUUUGCGAACUUAUGGAGAGAGUACAUCAGGAAGGCAACGGCUUGAAAUUGAACCUGCUUCUGCAAUAUCUAGAAGCGGGUCGCUUACUAAUGGAAACUCUGUGGCUAAGGUUAACGAGUCUGUUCCAAAAGAUAGUCGGAAAUCAUUGGAAGAUCUUGGAAGAAUGUUUGUAAGAAGGGCUGCUGUUGCAGAGGCUCCCCAUCCUCCACAAGGGCAGCAGCGUCCAGUCACUUCUAAUGGGCACAAGGCAGCAGUGGAAGUUGAAAUAUUGAAACAACUCAAAGAUGAAAAUGACCAAAUUCGAGAAAGAUGCCGGAGGCUGGAGGAGGCAAGUGAUCAGAGUCUUUGGUUUGAAAUUGAUCGAAAUCGCAAACUAGAAGCUCAGCUUCUGGAUUUAGAGCAACAACAGGCAGUUUACAGGCGCAAUUUAGAGAAAUGUAUUCGAGAACGGGACAGCCUGCAUGUUGCAUUGGAAGAGGAGCGACAGCUUCGAGAACAUGAAGAUGAAGAGAUGAGGAAGAAACUUAAGGUAGCACUGCUCCGUGUGCGAGAACUGGAAUCCGAGAACCACCGGUUGCGUUUCUCAAGGUGUUGAAUCCUCGUGUGUGAAUUGGUGAUCCGUUCACAAAAUCAUGAGAAACAUGUUAGUGCAUUCUAUCACAUUCACAGGCACUGCUUUUUGUACAGUUAUUUCAUGAUCUUGGUUUCACCACCACGGCUUUGCCUAUGAUGAGUAUUGGUUUACUCAUCAAACCAGUCGUGACGUCAAUGGUGCAGUAGGGACACAGUGUAGCGUGGUCUGUUUCGUACAUCUCUAGCCACCAUUGCAGAAUGGAGGUCUGGUCGAGGUAAGAGCAGAAAUUUUGUUUUGUUUAAACUCAGUUUGAACAUUCUUCUAUGAGGUUUGCAGUUGUGACGCAUAAGAUCACUGAUCACAGCUGUUUCAAACCUCCGACUGUAGACUUCAUGGUCAUGUUUCUACAGGUGCAGUUCUACGGAAAUAGUUCAUUCCAUGUACAAUUUAAGGCCCAAUAUGUACACCGAUUUUUAUUAGGAAUGGGAACCUUGCAGGCAAUGUUUCUGAUGAUUUUCAAUUAGUA
Molecule: messenger RNA, 4480 nt
Organism: Physcomitrium patens
Lineage: Eukaryota; Viridiplantae; Streptophyta; Bryopsida; Funariales; Funariaceae
Product: protein MICRORCHIDIA 7
Cellular component (GO): nucleus
Molecular function (GO): ATP hydrolysis activity
Source: RefSeq, a predicted model, not a curated record